ACUGCGCAACCAGUUGAAUGCAAAAGGGCCAGCGUCGUUCCAAAAACUGAAUCAAUUAUUUUGUUUUUUUAAUGUGCAAAACGCGUGUGUUUAUUAACAAAAACUAUUGCAAACGCAAGUGAAUGCAUUGGUCAACAGUUUAAGCAUAAAAUGCAUGUGAUGCACGCUGUUUUAUGCAGAUAUUUUGAACAGUUUUUGUUGAAAAAGCAGCCACAAUUCAAUUCCAACUCAUACACGCGCAACGCGUGCAUAAACAUACAUAUAAGCAAAGCAUAGAAAAAAGCAACACAAGAAGAAGAACAACAACAACGACAGCAGCAGCGAAUGGGUGCAAAAGAGAAAGAAAAAUAGAAGAGUGUGGAGCGAGACUGUGGAAUAGCAAACAAUAAUAUAAUUGAUAAAACAAAAAGUAAGCAAGUACAACAACUUGAAACGAUUCUGCGCCAAGAGAAGCAAAUAGGAAAGGAAUCGAAAACGGGAAACAAAAGCGAACGGGAAACAGGCGAAACUAUUUUAUUUGUGACUCUUGUGUGCCGCGUAUUCGUCACCGUCGUCGUUGCCGUCGUCGUCGCUGUCGUCGUCUUCGUCCCUGCGUCAAUCGCCUACAACAAAAAAAAUAUUGAGUGUGUUGUUGCUACUAAAAAUAGCAACAAAUAGACAAAAAAAAAACCCGCAAACGCUGCCGUCGACAUCGACGUAGCUGUCGCUUCGAACUUUGGGCUUCGCCUGCUUUUAGUUUCAUACAGCCUGUUGGCUGAGCUAGGAGUUUGACAACAAAAACAAACACACUAAUAAAAUAUAUAUUGAAAAGUGCAAUUAAAAUAAGCAGCAGUGUUAUUUUUUUCGGUUAUAUUUUGUUUUGUUUGUCGAUAAACAGAUAACAAAUAACAGUACCAAGAGCAACAAGAUAACAAAAACAAAAUCAACAACAACAAUAACAAUAACAAUAAUAGUGACAACGGAUCAACACAAUGCUGUUGAAAUUCACAAAAACCAGUGGAGCCGGCGGCGCGGGUUUGGGUUCCAGUUCAUCAUCCAUGCAGGCGACCACAACGUACGCAGUGCGCGGCGGAGGAACAGGCAUGCGCAUGACCAUGUCCACAAACUCAACGAUGAGUCCGCGGAUACAUCGCAAGGGCUUUCGCAUACCCUCGAAAAGACAGCCCGGCAAAGGACUGCCCGGAAAACUGCACACAAUAGCCAGGACGGGGCCAGGGAAAUUGGUGCCUGGGAAACGAAUACCACAGCGACCGCAUCCGCCGCCCUGUGACAAUUCCAAUGACAGCGGCCUGGGCUUCGAUCAGCACACGGAGCUGCGCAAUGCAGCGGCAACAGCGGCAGCAACAGUUGCUGCUGCCGAUGCAAGGAGCAGCAGCAGCGGAGGCAACAGCAACUCGGAGAGUGGACAUCGCACAAAUCUGGUGGUGAACAGUGCGUUAACCAACACUGUGGCUGCAGCGGCAGCGGCUGCAGCUGCGGCGGCCGCCAGCAACACGUUGCAGCAACACCAACAGCAGCAACAGCAGCAGCAACAACAACAGCAGCAACAACAACAACAGCAUCAGCAACAUCAACAGCAGCAACAUUCACCGCAGCAGCAUUUAAUACGCGCGAUACCCGUUUCAAGAUCACGUCAUGCUAAGAAAAUGCUCAACUAUCUGGAUGACAUUGAGGCGGCGGCAGCGACGACGACGACGACGACGACGGCAACAACACGGGUGGACAAAAUGGUCACUGUGAAUGAUGAGGACACGGGCUUUGGCACCGACAACAGUCAGACGACAACAACAACAACAGCAGCAGCAGCAGCAGCAGUAGGAGCAACAACAGCAACCACAAUUGGAACUGAGCUCUUUGGGGGCAUCUUUAAUACACGUGCCGCAGAAAUGGCUGCCGCAAAUGCCUUUGUAUUGCAGCAGCAAAAGCAACAUUACCAGCAACAGCAACAACAACAGCAACAUCAGCAGCAGCGACAACAACAACAGCAGCAGCAGCAGCAAUUUCAUUAUCCUGGAUUACAUUUGCAGUUGCAGCAGGAGAACAGCAGCAGUUGCAGCAGCAACAACAGCAGCAGCAACAACAGCAGCAGCAGCCACAGCUACAAUUGUGGGGCACCGCAAAGUCGUGGUGGUGGCAAGCACUUGAAGCGUAAGAAACUGGAAUGCAAUCAGGUGGAGCUGGACAACGACGAUGCCUGCAGUGAGGAUGAGUUCAUUCGCAAGAUUGCCAAUGUUGCUGCCGACAGCCAGACUCAAGCACUCAGCAGCAACAGCAAUGGCAUCAACAGCGGCAACAACAGCGGCAGCAACAAUUCUGUGGCACGCAUCAUCUCGGUGGAGACGCUGCCAACGAAUCGCAGCAAACUCAACAGUGAAGCAAAAUUCAUUGGCACACGCACCGUGACACGUGUGGCAAACAAAAGGCAACCCACAACGCCAUUGAACAGCAUCGCCAGCUCCAACGAUGGCCACGUUCAGCUGGAGAUUGUCUCGCAGCCGGAGCAACAGCAUCGGGCUCGCUACCAGACCGAAGGAAGCCGCGGCGCCGUCAAGGAUCGCAGUGGCAACGGUUUCCCCAUUGUCCGGCUGACCGGAUACGAUAAGUCCGCCGUCCUUCAGGUGUUCAUUGGCACGGACAUCGGACGUGUGGCGCCGCACAUGUUCUAUCAGGCAUGCAAGGUGGCCGGCAAGAAUUCGACGCAGUGCAACGAGAAGAAGGUCGAUGGCACCAUGGUCAUUGAGAUUGAUUUUAAGCCCGAAACCGACAUGACCAUCACCUGCGAUUGCGUUGGCAUACUGAAGGAACGCAACGUCGAUGUGGAGCAUCGCUUUCCGGAACAUCAGGCGCAGAAGAACAAGAAGAAGUCGACACGUUGUCGCAUGGUAUUUCGCACUCAGCUAACUCGCGACGAUGGCACCUCGGAGACCCUGCAAGUCUGCUCCAAUCCCAUCAUUUGCACUCAGCCACCCGGUGUGCCAGAGAUUUGCAAGAAGUCGCUCAACUCCUGCCCAGUCGAUGGCGGCUUGGAGUUGUUCAUCAUUGGCAAGAAUUUUUUGAAGGACACACACGUUGUGUUCCAGGAGACCUACGACAGCGUUAAUGCCGACGAUCCGGCAACGGAAAUCGCUGUGCGCCAACAGCUAAUCGGAGGAACAGCCGCACUUUGGGAGCAAAGUGUGCUGCCCGACAAGGAGUAUUUGCAUCAGACGCAUUUGAUAUGCACAGUGCCGCCGUAUCUGCAUCAGAAUCUGCUGAAGCCGGUCAGUGUCCAAGUGUCAAUUAUGUCGAGCGGCAAGAAGAGUGAGCCCCAUAAUUUCACCUAUACACCGAAGGGCAGCUAUACGACGCUAGCGGCGGCCAGCACGUUAAGUAGCACAAUGCACAGCCAAGAUGUUGGCAGUUUCAUGGACACAAGCAGCGCACCCUCCGCUGCUGCCGUCGCCGCCGCCGCCUCCGCUUGGGACACCUCAGCCGCUGUGGCGGGAACCGCGAACGUGGUGGAGACAAAGCAUGAGAUUGAUUCAGGUAUGAUGCCGCCACCGAUCACCACACAAAUACCGAUGGGCCUGCGACGUUCCUCGCUGUCGGGUGCCACGCCGAUGAUCACCGAUCAGCAGCUGGUGCAGCACUUGAGCGUUGCCAGCGCAGCGGAGGCAGCCCUCAAGAGCGAACUCCUCGACGAGAAUAGUUCGCACAGUCCGCUAACGGGUGAAGCAUCGCUGCACUCCCCAGAAGCUUUGAAUCCCUGCAGUCCGAACACGGCGUUGCAGUAUCAUGCGCACUAUGCGCGCAAAACGAGUCUGGACACGAUCAUGUACGAUCAGUCGAAUAGUCUGCCCGGUUUCCCGGUGCCAGCGACAGCAACAGCGGCCGCUGCAGCCACCGCAGCGGCUGUGGCCGCCGCCGUUGAUUUGGAUCCCGCUGCCGUGGCGGUCGCCGUUGAGUUGGCGGUGAAGAACGAGAUCGUGAAGCAUGUGGUGCAACAGCAUCAGCAGAAUCAGACGCCGCAGCAGCAGCAGAAUCCACAAUCGGCCGCCGCAUCGGCAGCCAAUGUGCACAAGUUCAUCGAUGAUCUGACCAAAUCCACAUCGGUGGUCAACAGCAAUGGGACAAGUGAACCGGCGUUGUUUACCACCUCGGCGGUGAUCGAUCAUGCCCUGACCGAUAUACUGCAGCAGAAGGUGAAUGUGUUGACGCAUCAGCAUCCGCAUUCGCAGCACGGACAGCAGAUGCAAUCGUCGUCGGCAUCGCCAACGAAUGUGCUGAAGCGCAGCAUUUCGCUGAGCAGCAGCAACUCGAGCAACAAUUCGCUGUCGGGCAGCGAAACCUCGCCGAACAGUUCGCCCAUCACCCAGGACAUCAUACUGAACUCGGAGCCAGCCGCCGCUUUGGGCGCCGGACUCCCGCUGCAACAGUUGGCCGCCGUUCCGACAGCUGGCGGUGCCAGCGGAGCGCUGUCGACGGACAUCAUCAUGAAUCCGGCGGUGUCGCCAUCGACCAUUCUCUGUUCGGCGAAUGGCGCUGCGACGGCUGUGGUGCCGAACAUCUUGGCACCGCAUCAGGUGACGAUGGCCAAUUCGAUACUCAAUGAUAUCGCCAUGCAGGCGGAGCCAACGCAACAGGAUGCCGCUGUCGCUGCGCUGGCGUUGAGCAACAUUAUGAUGAGUCCACCGAAUGCCGAUGUCGUUGGCGAUGCGUUGCCACCGACGCCCGCUGUGAUGCAACCCGAAGUGGCAGCCACCGCAACGUCGACUGCGGUCAGUAAUAUGAUCAUUAAGGCGGCCGCUGAUUUUAUAACCACACAGGAGCAGGAACAGCAUCACUACAAUCAUCAUCAUCAGCAUCAUCAGCAGCAGCAGCAGCAGCAGCAACAACAGCAACAUCAUUCGCACACACAUUCACACACGCAUUCGCACACACAUUCGCAUUCGCAUCCGCAUCCCCAGCAGCAGCAGCAGCAACAACAGUCGACGAAUGCGGGCGCCAACAGCGCCGAUCCCUUGGUCAAUCUGCUCUUGAAUCACACGAAAACACCGGAAACUGUCGCUGCCGAAGCGGCUGCCGUCGCCGUGGCUGCUGCCAGUUUUCCCGCCCUGUUGCCGGUUGUGCCCGUUGUGCCGGCACCACAAGAAUCUCUAAUCGUUGCCCUCGCCUCGGAGAAUGCGUUGCAAAAAUCGGUGGCCACCGCCGCUGUGACCACCAAUGGAGCCGUGAUGACCCAACAGGCAUCGGCGCCCAGCAAUGCGGGCAGCAUUCUGCCCGCUGCUGUUGGCGCUGUCGCUGCGGCUGCUGCCGUUGCUGUGCAGCCGCCGAUACCACAGGAGUUGACCACGAUGUCCGAUCAGGAUCUGAUCAGUUACAUCAAUCCGAGCACCUUCGAUCAGCUUUAAACGGCAAUCAGAUCAACAAAUUUCAAACUAUUGGAUUAUUUUUCAUCAAAACAAAAACUAAGCGGGAAACCACACAGGCCUAAAUCCUAAGCAUAGACAUAGAUACACACACACACACACACACAUCCACAUUUAUAUGGACCAAAUUUUGAUGGUAAACAGAGAAGAGAUGUCCACAACAAAUUCUUCUCUUAACACCAACACACACACACACACACACACAAUUUUUAUAGUUUUAACCACAAUUUGUUAAGCUCUAGAACCUGUAGGAAUUUUUUUUUUUGUUUUUGUUAAACUUAAAUUGAUUUUUUUUUACAAAAGUCAAAUUAUCUCAAAAAUGAUAACGACUGCCAUAUGAAUACAUGAAUAAAAGAAGUAAAAUAUCAAAAAAAAUAAACAAAAAAAACACACACACAACACAAGCAACUAAAUAAUAAACAGACGCAUAACAACAAAUUCAAAUAUUAUGAAAGAGCAAAUUUAUGUUUAAUUUUUUUUUUUUUGAGAAAGAGAGAGUUGCAAUUAUUUACAUCGAUUUAUUAUUAGUUUGUGUAUUAUUUCGUUGCGUUUAUUAUCCCGAAACUUUCUGAAAGUUGAAGUCUGAUUUGUUUAUGCAAAUAUCAUUUGAGUUUGCAACAUAUAAAAAUAAAAACAAAUAUAUAUAAAUAUUUUUUAAACAAUCUUUUUUGUUAAGGGGUUUGCAAAUCAACAAAACGUAUAAAGAAAGGAAAAAACACAAAAAGGAAGAGAAGAAGUAGAAGCGAAGCGAAACGAAACGAAACAUGUAUAAAUAUUUAUAGCUACGAAUAUGAAUAUGCGAAAAUUCCAAAAGACUUUUUUAUUUAAAGAAAAACACAACCCAAUCUUUUUUUUUGUCCUACUGUUAAAGUUUUAAAUGUUUAAAUUAUAUAUCGAAAUGAAAACGAGAUACAAGAUAAAGAUAAAGGAAAAUGAAAAUGUAACUAAAAAUUAUUAUUAACAUUACAUAUACAUAUAUUAUUACUAUUAUGCGUAUGAUUAUAUUACUAUUAUUAUGAUUAUUGUAAACAUUACUAUUAGUCGUUGCUAUAUGUAGACACGUAGUCAGAGUUACCUAACAAAUCUUAUUACAUGCAGUUGUAUCCCUAUCACACACACCCACACACACACACAAACAUAUAUGUAUAUACUUUAUAUAAAGUCAAAUCUGGGCAUUACGUAUACGACGUAUGUUCUUGUCUCCUGUUUAGUAUUACAACAAAACUCCCCCCAAAACAAAGAGAAAUUCGAUAAACAAAUUGGAAAUUGAAUUCCAAAAUGACACUCGCGAAUCAAUCAACAAUAAUAAAAGCAAACAAUAGAAACCCCUCUUUACAACAAAAAUAAAUAAAUAACAAUAUGCAUUUGUAUACCUCUAGCUAACCAUUUGUUGUACGAUAUUUAUACGUAAAUAUUUAUUAUACAUAAUAUUAAAGUUUAGAAUUUGAUUUUAAAGACGAA
Drosophila nasuta is the source of this 6869-nucleotide messenger RNA. RefSeq names its product nuclear factor of activated T cells 3 (gene NFAT). NCBI's taxonomy places the organism in Eukaryota, Metazoa, Arthropoda, Insecta, Diptera, Drosophilidae. Gene Ontology annotation, biological process: regulation of transcription by RNA polymerase II. Bases 972 to 5390 code for a protein of 1472 amino acids. The transcript is spliced from 10 exons. Gene Ontology annotation, cellular component: transcription regulator complex. Gene Ontology annotation, molecular function: DNA-binding transcription factor activity, RNA polymerase II-specific; transcription factor binding; RNA polymerase II cis-regulatory region sequence-specific DNA binding. The record is from RefSeq and is a predicted model, not a curated record.